CGGACACCACGUGACUGCAGUGGCGGUUAGUAGUCACAGGUCAUCAGAUCGCGAUUGGACGUGGAGAAAUCACACAAGGAUCAAAGAUGAAUGCCAAUUGGAGGCAAAAAUUGACAACAGUCAUGGAAAUGUCAGCCGCAAAGAAGCGAAAACCCCCAGAAAUCAAUAGGCGUGUCCUCCCAGGAGGGGUGUUGAUUGAAGACCUCCGCCCGGGGUACGGGUCAAAGGCAGAGAAGGGAGACAAGGUAUGCAUCUGCAAAAAGACACUGCGUCAGACAGGAGAAAAGAAAAGUUUUAGAAGGAUAAUCAAAAUAGAAAAAAUCAGCUUCAUUAUUGGAAAAAGGGAAGUGUGUAGAAAGAUGGAAAGCGGAGUUAAAGGAAUGAAACAAGGGGGAAAGAGGAAGCUAGUAAUUCCAAGGAAAAGGUGA
This is a messenger RNA of Magallana angulata, 428 nucleotides long. RefSeq lists its product as uncharacterized. Gene Ontology annotation, molecular function: peptidyl-prolyl cis-trans isomerase activity. The transcript is spliced from 4 exons. Lineage: Eukaryota; Metazoa; Mollusca; Bivalvia; Ostreida; Ostreidae. Bases 87 to 428 code for a protein of 113 amino acids. The record is from RefSeq and is a predicted model, not a curated record.